AUGCCUGUCGACGUUCCUUAUUAUACUCCCCCAUUCAUCUGGAGGUUUUGGCUGUCUGCAUUUGGUCGUAGCCACGGCCAUCCUCACGGCCCACGAGUGCACAUAUACGACGUAGACUCUGCCAAUCUCAGCGAAACAACCUGUACUCCCGCACUUGGCCGCAGUCGUACCGUAUUCCAGGACAUUAGCUGCGCGUCCUCACCCAAUUCACGCGCCGUUUACGACAAGGCAGAACGCGGAUUCAUAACCCUCCAAGCACAAGCAGAAGACGCGCUACAACGGCUCAUAGACGCGCUUUACCUUCCUACCAACUCGACCAUAACUACUCGCAUUCCUAUCAGUCCCUCCGACUUGUCUACCAUCAUCAAGUUUUUCGUCUUCCUUCGUUUCAGAAAUGGCCCCCAUUAUCGCAAAAUCGUGCAAGAACUCAUGGAACCAAUGGAUUUUCAGGUCUCAACUAGCGCCAUACCAGGCGCGAAAGGAAAGACUGUACUAUCUGUUUACAGUCCUCUGAUCCAUCAAGUCCGGUUCCAGACCGUAUUGGAGGCUUUUUGCAGGUUCUUCGAGGGUGCCAUAUGGGAUAUGAAACCACUGUGCAGUUCCACUUUUUCUGAUGGUGAUCAUCCAGAUAGCCCAUUUUCUCCUUCCAGUCUCAUUCCGUCAUAUGCAUUCAAAUCGUCCGACCGACAUUCUGUCCGAAAAGAUACUUGCCUUGAUGUGUUAAACAAACACUGUUGGCAGUAUUCUCGUGAAGCGGAAGUCUGUCUCGGUAUCUCCGUCGAGGCAGAUUGCGAAUUCAUACUACCCGAAUGCUGCUUCGGGAUCUUAGACGAAAGCUUUGGUGGCGGUAUCAAAGAAUCCGAGUCGUUCGAUUGCUUCUUCCCAAUCCUUCCCAAAUUGGCAUUGUAUGUUCUGCGCGACGAGGACGGGUGUCGCGAUGAUGUCCGAGCAAAAGGCCCAUCUUUCAUCGAAGUCGGGUCCGAGCUCGGGCUGGACAUCUAUCUGCGGAAUGCAAUGGUUUUAUGUAGCAUCCCUCAUGUCCAGCGGAGUAGCGAAAUUUUCAUCCCUCACCACGAUUUAAAGACGCCCAUACUAGAACUGGACCAGUUCACCUGGACCACCGUCGACAGCACAGACUCAGACACCGCAACAACUCCAACCACUAUUGCAGAGCACCUCGCUACACAACUCGAUGCACUCUCCGCCAUGGAAGACUUUCAGAGACUUGCUGAUAAAGAUAUGCCUGAACUCUCCGGACCCAAACUGUUCUUCUCCUCCCUUUCGUCUAUCGUGCGUUCGAUAUCCUCAUACGACGAAUUUCGUUGCCGGUGGAUGUUUGACAAUUUCAUUGAUUACAGUCGUUUGAAGCAGAGGUGCAGACAUAAGUUUGGUAUGGAGAGCGUAAAGAAGAUGUGGACCCUCAGGCAGAAUAUAGUCCUGAGUGAUCUGACUGACGAAGUGGAUGUAAUAGGUCAGCACCCUGUUGCUUUCGGUGCGUUCAGUGACGUGUGGAUGGGGAGGUGGCAUGAUACAGUUGAGAGCAAACAUCGGGUGGUUGCAAUCAAAUAUCUGCGCCAGGUAAUGGUACAGAAUGUACGAGAAAAGCUGCUCAAGCGCCUUCAGGCUGAGCUGCUUACCUGGCACCAGCUUUGUCAUCGUAAUCUUGCUACACUAUACGGGAUCAUGCAAACAUCAACGAGCAUCGGAAUGGUAUCAGCUUGGUGUGACAACGGAACGAUAUCCAGUUAUCUCAAGAAAAAGCCUACAGUGCUUCAGGUAGCAUCCGGAGUCGCAUAUCUGCACCAUUUCAGCCCUCCCGUCGUGCACGGCGACUUGAAGGGGGGAAACAUCCUCAUCGACAUUCAUGAACAAGCAGUUAUCACAGAUUUUGGGCUAUCCAAAGUCAUGGAAGAUCUCUCCAAUCUAUCUCGGUCCUCGAGAAUUGAGAGCGGGCGUUCGACCUCCACCUCGUUCUUUGCUGGGAGUACGCGUUGGAUGGCACCUGAGCUUGUACUAGCGCUGGUCGAAGAUGAGAAUCAUGAAGACGAGCGUGAUGCAAGAGAUGUUGGAAAGGCUGAACCUGGAAUCGAAAGGGGGAGGCCAAGAGUGACCACGGCCAGCGACGUGUAUGCCUUCGCUUCGGUCUGUUUAGAGAUCGUGACAGGCGAUCUUCCUUAUCCUCAUCGGAAGAAUGACUACUCUGUAACCGUCGACAUUCUCCGAGGCGUUUCUCCCGCGAGAGGCUCUGACCUCUCCAUUGCGCUCAAACGCAUGUUUGAUACUACCCCGAAAAACGAUGGCAGUACGCUCAACUCUAGUCCGAGUACAAGUUCGCGUGCCCCAGCAGACGACGACGAAGAAGCUCUACGGAGUAUUCUGGAAAGUUGUUGGGACGGACAAUCAUUCAUCCGUCCAAACAUGGAAGAAGUGCUGGUGCGUCUCAACGGCAUUGGCACCAGUGAAAUCUUGACCCCCUUGAGAUUGCGUUGA
Lentinula edodes (shiitake mushroom) is the source of this 2490-nucleotide messenger RNA. RefSeq names its product kinase-like domain-containing protein. NCBI's taxonomy places the organism in Eukaryota, Fungi, Basidiomycota, Agaricomycetes, Agaricales, Omphalotaceae. Gene Ontology annotation, biological process: protein phosphorylation. Gene Ontology annotation, molecular function: ATP binding; protein kinase activity. Bases 1 to 2490 code for a protein of 829 amino acids. The record is from RefSeq and is a predicted model, not a curated record. The transcript has 8 exons.